AUGGCAAUACCCAAUUAUGCCAUGUCAUGCUUCAAACGGCAUGUUAGCUUAUGCAAGGAGAUUGAGAAGGAUAUUGCAAGAUAUUGGUGGCACAGUAAUAAGGAACAAAAGGGUAUUCACUGGGUUAGUUGGCAAUGGCUGAGCUUGCUGAAAUAUGCUGGUGGUCUAGGAUUCCGUGACUUGAUUUGUUUUAAUUUAGCUAUGUUAGCUAAAAUUGGAUGGCGAAUUGAGCAGCAUCCUGAGUCACUACUUGCGCAUGUUUUACAUGAUAAGUAUCAUUAUGGCUUUAAUUUUUUGGAGGUGGGUUGUAGCAGAGGUUCUUCCUGGGGCUGGAAAAGAAUUCUCCAAGGGCGCAAGGUGCUUGAAGCCAAUUUGAGAUGGAGAAUUGGAAAUGGGGAGACUCUGCGUAUUGGUGAAGAUGGAUGGUUGCCCAAGCCGUACGUUUUUAAGGUUCUCUCUCGACACCCGGAUAUGCCUCAUUGA
Molecule: messenger RNA, 483 nt
Organism: Prunus persica (peach)
Lineage: Eukaryota; Viridiplantae; Streptophyta; Magnoliopsida; Rosales; Rosaceae
Exons: 1
Coding region: 1-483 (160 amino acids)
Source: RefSeq, a predicted model, not a curated record